This is a messenger RNA of Sus scrofa (pig), 2076 nucleotides long. It is a transcript of the gene MRFAP1L2, whose product is annotated as Morf4 family associated protein 1 like 2. The record is from RefSeq and is a predicted model, not a curated record. NCBI's taxonomy places the organism in Eukaryota, Metazoa, Chordata, Mammalia, Artiodactyla, Suidae.
UGGUGUUAAAAUGGCCGUAUUAUCCAAAGCAGUCUACUGAUUUAACGUGUACUAACUCCACUACUAAUGCUGAUGAUUCAACCUUCAUAUUCUUUCACAUGUAUGAUGUUUCAAAAACAUUUCAUUGGAAUAUAAUGAUAAUAGCUGUGGUAGUUUUACAAAUACGUCCACAAAUUCUUUGCUACAUCCCUUGUCAAGAGGUGGCACUUGACUCUGCUUCCUUAGAGCUGGUGCUGGACUUGCUGCUAACAAACGCAGCUCAGCAGGAGUGAGGGCACAUUUCACCUGUAUUGUUGAGCUGUCAGAAGACUUUCUCUGUCUCCCUUGGACCACUUCCUUUCAGGGGAAGCCAGCUGCUGUGUCUUGAACUUCCCUGCAAAAUGUGUAAGUACCAAGAGGGAAACGUGGCGGGAGGGAUAAAUUAGGAGUUUGGGAUUAACAUAUACACACUACUGUACCUAAAACAGACAAUCAACAAGGACCUACUGUAUUAUGUAUAACAUAGGGAACUUUACUCAGUAGUCUAUAACCGAUAUGGAAAAUAAUCUCAAAAAGAAUGGAUAUAGGUAAGCGUAUAACUAUACAUCUGAAACUAACAAACGAACUACACUUCAAUAAAAAAUUAAAAACAAUACAAAUUUAAAAAUAAAAUUCACUAAGUGUUAGAACUCGCCCUAAGACCUCGGGGAGCCAGGGCCUCAGAGGGGACCCGGCGGGAAGCCUUGAGGGCCUGGGUGGGGGUAGCGGUCAGGGGAGACACUAGAGCGCGCGGCCCCGCAGGUAGACACGGGUGCGCGCGCACUGCCGGCAAGGCGCGUUCCCGACACCCGCGUGGACGUAAAGCAGCUCCAGCGUGUCGUAAAGGGGCCGCAAAUAAGCGGAGCCCGGGCCGACCGCUAAGCAUCCACGGUGGAGGCCGUCUCUCCUGCGGAAAGUGGAAGGACCUGUUGCUCGUCACAGUGGGCUUCGGCCGGCCUCCCCGGCGCGGCGACCAGACCCCCGGGCCGCGGGGUGCGGCGGCGCGAUGCGGCCCGUGGACGCGGACGGGGAGCGGGCCCCCGACGACGACGACUGGGCGAGGCCCCCGAGCCCUGUGCUCCUCGCCGACGGCCGGGACGUCGCCGCCCUCGAGCGCGAGCACGUGCGCGCGCACCUGCGGGCCCGCCGGCGGCUGCGGGAGAUCGAGGGGCUGCUGGACGAGAUGAAGAGCGAGGUGGAGGCCUCGGAGGCCGGCGCCCUGGACCCGGCCGGCAGCGCAGGCGCCGCGGCGGAGGAGCGGGUGGUGAAGCUGUGCGAGGAGGUGGAGAGGAAGGCGGUGGAAGCCGCGCUGAUGGGGCGGAGGAUCGUGGAGCUGCACCGGCAGAUGGACGGCUCCGGGUGUUACUGACGACGCCGCGGCGGAGAUUGAGGUCAGAAUUCUUCAAGAAAGAAGAUUCUCCUUGGCUGCAGUUGCUGAAGCAAAAACCCAAACCCCAGACAAGGGUGUGGAUGCCACUACUUUGGAUAAGAUGGAGAAGGCCCAGAGGACUCUUGGGCAUGGAGAGUGGUGGCGUGUGAAUUUUGGGGGUUCAGAGUCCAUCACAUCAACGGAGAAGAGCUGUGUUCUUUUGGUUUUCUUUGUUUCUUUCAGAAUUGUAAUUUUUCUGUGACGUGUUAAGCAGUGCACAUCAUGUACCCUGUCUGGUGAGUAAGCUGAAGUAGGGUGAGUUCUAGGUGACACGCGCAUCUGCUGACUUCGGGGCAGAAUUUUCCAUGUGAUGCAGUUGUGGGUUUCAGAGGCUUCUCUGCCACAGAUGCGCAUGACCGCCGCAGAGGCCUGGAGGGCUGAGGGAGGAGGCCGGGGCUGGCCAUCGGGGACCCCAGACUGAUGGUGGGAGGCAUCUUCCAGGUUUAGAUGGUGUCCAGCCUGGGUCAUCAGAGCAGACCUCACAGGUACAGGUCAGAGCUCUGGCUUGUUGUGAUGAAGUUCAUUUGCUUGGAAAAACAAACACUGAAAGACAGUUUCUGUGCAAAUGAGCAAAGCCAUUGAGUUGGCGAAGAGAAAAUGAGAAUAAAUAAACUUUUUCCAGAAUGCAA